Messenger RNA from Capsella rubella, 1094 nucleotides. Its product is annotated as ethylene-responsive transcription factor ERF013. Gene Ontology annotation, biological process: regulation of DNA-templated transcription. The coding region runs from base 82 to 906 and encodes 274 amino acids. The transcript has a single exon. The record is from RefSeq and is a predicted model, not a curated record. NCBI's taxonomy places the organism in Eukaryota, Viridiplantae, Streptophyta, Magnoliopsida, Brassicales, Brassicaceae. Gene Ontology annotation, molecular function: DNA-binding transcription factor activity; DNA binding.
ACUUUUCUCAGCUUCUACCCAAACACUUAAACUACAAAAGCAUCCAAAUCAAGAACAAACAUUACUACAUAUAUAUAUAUCAUGGUGAAACAAGAAAUCAAGAUCCAAGUUACUACUUCCUCAAGAUCAUCAUCACUCUCUCAUUCUUCAUCACCUUCUUCCUCUUCGUCAUCGCCACUACGUCAUCACCAAUCUAGUAAGAACAAGAUACAGAAGUACAAGGGAGUGAGGAUGAGAAGCUGGGGAUCAUGGGUUACUGAAAUUAGGGCACCAAAUAAAAAGACAAGGAUCUGGUUAGGUUCUUACUCGACCGCAGAAGCAGCUGCUAGGGCUUACGACGCUGCUCUCUUGUGUCUUAAAGGACCUAAAGCCAAUCUCAACUUCCCUCACAGUACUUCUCCUUUUCUCAUGAACAUCGACGAAAAGACCCUUUUGUCCCCAAAAUCCAUCCAGAAGGUUGCCUCCCAAGCCGCUAACUCAUUCUCUUCUGAGCCUUUUACCCCUCCCUCCGAUGAGGAUGAUCAUGAUCAUGAUCAUAAUGAACUCCAUAACCACCCAUCUCCUUCUUCUUCUGCUGCAUCUUCUCCAACUGAUGAUGGUGAUUUGGCAUCUCAUCAUCAUGAUUGCGAUGAUAGACUCCAUCACCAUCCAUCUCCUUCUUCUUCAGCUGCAUCUUCUCCACCACAUAACGAUGAUGAUGGUGAUUUGGUAUCGUUGAUGGAAUCUUUCGUGGACUUCAACGAACACGUGUCUCUGAUGGAUCAGUCGUGGUAUGGAUUUGAUCAAAGUGAGAUGUUCCUCGCCAACGGAUCUCCAUUUGAUUAUUCUCCACAGUUGAAUAGCUCGAAGACGACGAUGGAUGACUUGUACGACGAUGCUGAUAUCCAGCUAUGGAGUUUCACUUGAUCCGACGGUCCAUAUUAAUUAUACCGCGAGACACCCUUCAGUUCACAUUACUUCAUUUAAUUCAUUCUUUUUAUAAAUAUACCAAUUGAGAUUCGUCGUGUUGUUUGUUUCGUUAAGUUGCUUGUUGCAAGGAGCAAAUUAACUAUUGAUAUGUAUGAAAAAAUGUUAUAUACAUAUUUACAAACUAA